Messenger RNA from Capsicum annuum, 1194 nucleotides. RefSeq lists its product as uncharacterized. Gene Ontology annotation, biological process: DNA integration. Bases 1 to 1194 code for a protein of 397 amino acids. The record is from RefSeq and is a predicted model, not a curated record. Gene Ontology annotation, molecular function: nucleic acid binding. The transcript has 4 exons. NCBI's taxonomy places the organism in Eukaryota, Viridiplantae, Streptophyta, Magnoliopsida, Solanales, Solanaceae.
AUGGAGAAAGAGUUAUUGGCUGUGGUUUUUGCCUUUAAAAAGUUUAGAUCUUACUUGAUUGGGACAAAGGUGAUUGUUCAAUCAGACCAUACAGCAUUGCGGUACUUAAUGGAUAAGAAAGAUGCAAAGCCAAGGCUUAUCCGUUGGAUGUUUCUGUUGCAAGAAUUUGAUUUUGAGGUGAAAGACAGAAAAGGCACAGAAAAUCAAAUUGCGGAUCACUUGUCUAGACUAGAUGAGGAAGCUAUGCAGAAGGUUGCUAAGGGAUUGGAGAUUGAUGACAUUUUCCUAGAUGAACAGAUAUUGGCAGUUUCCCAAGAUCUAAUUCCAUGGUUUGUAGAUUUUGUAAAUUACUUAGCAAGUGAUCUUGUCCCAGAAGAUCUUUCAUUUCAGCAAAGGAAGAAGUACAUGCACGAGAUGAUGAGCAUACAUGAAGCGUGUCAUUCAUCGCCCGUUGGGGGACAUCAUGAAGGGGCUCGUACAGUACAUAAGAUCCUACAAUGUGGUUAUUAUUGGCUGACUAUAUACAAAGAUGCUCAUGCCUACAAUGCCAACGACAAGUGGGUGGAAGCAAUUGUGCUUCCUAACAAUGAAGCAAGGAGUGUUACUGCAUUUGUGAGAAGGAAAAUCUUUUCUCAAUUUGGUAUGACACGUGCUAUUAUUAGUGACGGAGGGUCACAUUUUUACAAUCAUCCUUUCAAGAGUCUGCUUGAAAAAUAUGGUGUGAAUCACAAGGUGGCAAAAUCUUAUCAUCCGCAUACUAGUGGAGAAGUUAAAGUAUCUAAUAGAGAAGUCAAGUCCAUAUUGGCAAAGACUAUGAAUGCCAAUAGAAGUGAUUGGGCGAGAAAGAAAAUACCUCCACAAAAUGCUUCGCCUUCCAAAACAUUUGCUAAAAAUGGGAACAAACAAGCACCAGUCGAGUGUGAGGAAACCAGUAUUUUGGGGUUUGAUUCCACAUCUGAAAUCAGCGAAGAAGAGUAUGAUGGAACUACAUCCAAGAAAGUUGCAAACAAAGAAAAGGCACCUACUAAGGCAAAGGGAAAGAAAGCAGUGCCACAUGAAUCUGAAUCACCACCACCAAGGGGACCGAGAAAAAAGAAUGCAACUGUCUCUACUCCACACACACCAGUGCUAAUUGAUAAUGAUUAUGAUGAGGUUGAGUCUAGUUCAGUUGAGGAGAGUGCAGGUGAUGCUUAG